Messenger RNA from Symbiodinium necroappetens, 951 nucleotides. The record is from the annotation of a GenBank genome assembly. NCBI's taxonomy places the organism in Eukaryota, Dinophyceae, Suessiales, Symbiodiniaceae.
AUGCGCCGUAGCCAUUUGGGCAAACAGGCACAGACAAAGGGCCAGGCCACUUUUAGACUUACCAUGGCCCAACCAGGGCAGAAGCGCUUGGUCGACCGAGCCUACCGCUGGUUGGACAGUUUCCACAACGUGGAGCCGGAGCGUGCGCCAUCGAAGAUCGGCUGUGCCUUGACGCUGCUGCUGAUGCCUGUCGUUCUUGUCUACGUCGUCGUGUGGGUGAUCCAGCAUGAAGCGCAGCCUCCGGUGGAAAGCAUGGUGAUCGACUGGUCAAUUUUAAGGGGCCCUUUCCCGAUGAAGGUUCAGUGUGAGCAGGCCAGCUGCUGGAUGUGGAUAUCAGGGUGCACGAGCGGCAGCUCUGAUCAAUGCGUUGCCCUAUCCAGUGGAGAGGAGAGAACCGUAGAGAUGUGCUACGCCAUCGGCGCCAGACACGGCAUGCACAUGUGGUGGAGCUCCCCAAACAGCACUGACCCGGCUGCUGCGGGAGUCAAGAUCGUCUCCGAAGCGCUGAACGCAGAGACGUCCCAACUCGUUGAGCCUGGCAGGUCCUCAAUGACAUAUGUCAGGACGCACGACACCACAGAGCAAGAGGGAAGCUACAAACAUCUUCGAAACGAGUGGUUCGUGAGCUACCUGUCCUCGGAGGCUCUGGAACCUUCACACCAGGGCUGUCGAAACCUUGUCACGGCCAAUGCCAACAUGGCACAGGUGGUCAUGCGCCCCGAGUUCUACGACAAAAAGAUCGAGAAGAUGGACUUGUGGGUUUCCGUGAUCGGUGAGGCAGGUGGUGCUUUCGGGCUGUUUCAGACUGGCUUCUUCGCGUUGUACCUGCUCCUCUGGUACUUGCAGGAUGCCCAGAAACCGAAGGACGGUGUAGCGACGACCGGUGUCUCAGACAUGCACCGCAAGGCAACAGACGCCUUCUCUCAAGACGUCGAGAGAGCAAUCAUCUGA